CCGUUUCUUUUUGCGGUGAUCGAAAUUGGAUUACCGCCGAGCGGCAAAUCACUAUAAAACGGCUGGGACAGUUUUGUUCCAGCACAGUUCGAUCAGUUUCAUUGCUUAGUGAACAGCAACUACCUCCCUUCUUCAGUUGUAACCAUGGCAUUCAAGUUUGUGACCUUCCUCGCCCUGGUGGCCGUUGCCCGUGCCGGAGUCAUCGCCGGUCCAGCGCUGUCCUACGCUGCCGCUCCAGCUUUGCAAUAUGCCGCUGCUCCCGCUCUGUCCUAUGCUGCUCCUGCUCCAUUGGCCUACGCAGCUCCAGUCGCCAAGACCCUGGUUGCCGCUCCUCUGACCAAGACCAUCGUUGCCGAUGAGUACGACGCGAACCCACAGUACUCGUACUCGUACGGAAUCUCCGAUGCCCUGACCGGUGACCAGAAGAGCCAACAGGAAUCCCGCAGCGGAGAUGUCGUCCACGGAUCGUACUCCGUUGUCGAUCCGGACGGUUUCAAGCGCACGGUUGACUACGUUGCUGACCCACAUAACGGAUUCAAUGCCGCCGUCCGUCGUGAACCCCUCGGCGUGAAGACCGUUGCUGCUGCCCCGGUUCUGACCGCCAAGACUGUCAUUGCUCAGCCAGCCCUGGCCACCUAUGCUGCCCCGUUGGCCACCAAGACCUACGUGGCCCAGCCGGCCGCCUACGCCGCCUACUCCGCUCCAUUGGCCACCAAGACCAUCCUGUCGCAGCCGGCCUACGCUUCCUAUGCUGCACCCGCUCUGUACCACCACUAAGCGAAAUGAUAACUGUUAUCGGCUGAAUGUUGACUGUGUUCCUGUAUUUAUAAGACGAGAAGUGAGAUUUGAAUAGAUGAGAGGUCAUCCAAAAAAAACAUGGUUUUAAU
Malaya genurostris is the source of this 887-nucleotide messenger RNA. RefSeq names its product cuticle protein-like. Bases 145 to 777 code for a protein of 210 amino acids. Lineage: Eukaryota; Metazoa; Arthropoda; Insecta; Diptera; Culicidae. Gene Ontology annotation, cellular component: extracellular matrix. The record is from RefSeq and is a predicted model, not a curated record. The transcript is spliced from 2 exons.